AUGGAUGAUCUUAAUGAUAAAAAACAGGCCAUCAUGGAUGACCUUGAAGCUGCCAAUGACCUUACUGAUGCUGCUGAGGACCUCUACGCUCAGUUCAACUUUAAGAAAGCACUUGAUUAUUAUCACAACGGGCUUGAGAUCCUGAUGAGCAUCAAGAAAAGAACCAAGGAUGAUAAGAAAUUCAACUCAAAAAUGAGAAAGAGGAUCGAAGAGGUCCUUACAAGAGCAGAGACUUGUAAAAAGCAAAUCAAAAUGGCUAAGAAGGGUAAGAAGAAAGCAGGCAUUAUUGAUCUUGAAGAGGACACUAGGCUAGUUGACCAUUUUAACCAAAUGGCAUUUGGAGGUGGAGGUAUGACCGAAGCUGAAAGACAAGAGAAGGAAGCCAUGACUUCUAUCCAUAGUAUUUACAACUCUAGAGGUUUCUCAAAGCCCGACAAGCCUGGUACUACUAAAGAUACUGAGGAUGAGAUUGAAGAAGCAAAGACUUCAAAGAAGAAAAAGAAGUAUAAAAUAAACUCAGAUUUAAUGGAGCAAUUAGAAGAAAAUAUUAUUCCUUCCGGACAAUCUGGAGUGACUUGGGAUGAUAUCAAAGGACUUUCUGACGUUAAGAAAACAUUGCAAGAGACUAUUAUUUAUCCACAAAAACGUCCAGACCUCUUUGAGGGAAUCAGAGCACCUGCCAAAGGCAUCCUUUUCUAUGGACCUCCUGGAAAUGGAAAAACAAUGUUAGCAAAAGCAGUUGCCUCUGAGUGAGACUGUACUUUCAUCAACAUUAGUGCAGCAUCUUUGAUGUCAAGAUAUCUUGGUGAAGGUGAGAAAUUGAUGAGAGGGCUUUUCCAAAUAGCAGCAGAUAGAGCACCUUCAGUUAUCUUCUUUGAUGAAAUAGAUUCCUUGCUCGGCUCAAGAUCAUCUAGUGAGCAUGAAGCAAGCAGAAGGAUGAAAACAGAAUUUUUGGUACAGCUUGAUGGAGUUGGCUCAAGUACUGAAAGUAUCCUUGUUUUGGCAGCAACUAAUCGUCCCUUUGAUCUAGAUUCAGCUGCUUUGAGAAGACUUCCAAAGAGAAUCCUGAUCGGGCUUCCUGACGAAGAGGUUAUUGAGUCAAUGCUUCGUAAUUAUAUGCAAAAGAUAGACUGUGAUUUCGAGAAUGAUGAUUCUCAAAUAGAAGAGAUUGCAGAUAUGCUAAAUGGUCUCAGUGCAGGAGACAUCAAAUCUGUGAUCCAAUCAGCAGCUAUGGCCCCUAUCAAUGAGAUAGAAGGUGAUAAGUUCAUGUCAGUUAAAAAGGAAGACUUAAGACAACUAACCAUUGAUGAUUUUAAACAAGCCUUUGAGGAAUUCAUCCCAUCUUAUGACGCUCUUGCUUCAUUCAAAGAGUAUCAAAAAUGGGGCAGAGAAGCUGAAAAAUAG
Messenger RNA from Moneuplotes crassus, 1404 nucleotides. NCBI's taxonomy places the organism in Eukaryota, Ciliophora, Spirotrichea, Euplotida, Euplotidae. The record is from the annotation of a GenBank genome assembly.